Molecule: messenger RNA, 2496 nt
Organism: Musa acuminata AAA Group (dessert banana)
Lineage: Eukaryota; Viridiplantae; Streptophyta; Magnoliopsida; Zingiberales; Musaceae
Product: sister chromatid cohesion 1 protein 3-like
Exons: 14
Coding region: 68-1990 (640 amino acids)
Biological process (GO): sister chromatid cohesion; replication-born double-strand break repair via sister chromatid exchange
Cellular component (GO): cohesin complex
Molecular function (GO): protein binding; chromatin binding
Source: RefSeq, a predicted model, not a curated record
GUGGGACGCUAAGAGGAAGAGGAAGGCGAAGAGGAGAGGAUAACGGGCGGAGAAAGAAGAAAAGAAGAUGUUCUAUUCGCACACAUUUCUCGCGAAGAAGAGUCCACUGGGCACGGUGUGGAUCGCUGCUCACCUUGAGAGGCGGAUCAAGAAGCCUCAGAUCGACGCCAUCGACAUCCCUUCCUACGCCGAGUGCAUUAUGUUCCCUGAAGUUCCCAUUGCUCUGAGAUUGUCGGGACAUCUUCUACUUGGUCUCGUCAGAAUAUACUCAUGGAAGGUCAAUUACCUCUUCCGGGACUGCAACAGAAUGCUGACUGAUAUAAGGAUAGCGGUCAGUUCGAUUCAAGUCAAUCUGCUGGUAGAUGCAGAUCGAGCUCCCUUUGAGUCUGUGACAUUGCCUGAGACCUUCGAGCUUGAUGCCUUGGAAUUAGAUGAAUCGGUUUACCAGAUAGAUGGCCCUGACAAUCACCGGAAAGAUUAUGAGCAAAUAACCUUGACAGAUGAAUUUUCGUUGGGACAAGAUCAGUACGUGGCUUUCUAUAUCAAUGAGGGUAACAGAACCGACUCAUCAACUCAGAAAGGGACAAUAAAUGUUGAUGCUGGACCCAUGGUGGAAGAUGUGCUGCCACCAUUUGAUGUUGGUUUGGAUGUUAUGUCUACCCCAGUUAUUAAUUCUGCAUCUUUUCUGGAUCCCGGUUCAGAUAAUCAAGCAAACAGUUCCUUCCAGACUUUUGAUGGAAGCAAUGCUCAAGAAUUUCCUGAUAUUGAGGUUAUGCGUGAAGCCGUACAUAACUCUGGACCAGAAAGCCUUUUAGACUUGGAUGAUACCAGCAAUGAUCUUGGUAGACUUAGUGAACAUUCUGCUUCUUUGACAAGGAGAAAAGACAGUCUUUCCCCUAUACUGGAAGAUGUUUUGGCUUCUGGAGAGGAAUCUUUGCCUUCACCAACUCAUGCCAAAGCACUAACUGCUGCAUCAGUAGACAAUUCCAAUUUGUUUAAUAGAGAGGUUUCUUUAGAUCAGCCCUUGCCUGACUUGGAGCUGCAACCAUCACCUCCUGUCAGGGAGCAAAACACAAAAAGAAGAAAGAGAAAACAAUUGUAUGAUGAGAAAAUAGUGUUGAGUAAUGCAGAAAUCAAAAAGCAACUUGAAGACACCACCAAAUUAGUUUGCAAACGGAGGAAGCUCCCAUGUUCACACCUUGAUAUUUGGAGAUACCAUAGAAAAUGCCUCAGUGAUCAAAUUCUUUAUGAACCCUUGCUAUCUGGAAUGUGUUAUAAUCUCCAGGAGUCUUUUAAAAGAUGUUUUCCUCUUUCAAGCAAUGAUUCUGGCAACAUGGAAACUUCACCAGGACCUGGAAAUGCAUCAUCUGAUUUUGCCUUGAAUGACUUGGAUAUGGAACCUGAGCAGCCUCGAUUUGAUAUGCAUAUUGAAAGAAACAUAAAUGAAAUGAUACCAUCUCCAUCUGCCGUAGGAGAUAUUACUCCCUUUAACACCACAACAGCAGGUUCGGGAUCAGACUUUGGAAGAACUUUUGAGACAGAGAUAUUGCCAACUUUGGAAAUGACUGAACCAGUUAGCUAUGAGCCUGAGGCUAGUUUAUUUCCUAUGGAGGAAGAAUCACCUCAAGAUCACACGCCAAAAAUUCCUAGUUUGCUGAGAUCUGCAGAGAAGGAAGACUUAUUUUUUCUGGAAGCAAGUAAUGCAUCAUCAGGCCAUGAAGGAAACGAACCUGGAAGUUUAUCUGCAAGGACCAGAGCUGUGGCACAGUAUCUUAAAGAGCACUCGCCAUCUCAGAGUCAAGAUGACGAGCCAGGAGUUAUUAGCAUGAAUAACAUCUUAGAAGGGAAAUCCAGAAAACAAUGUGCAAGGAUGUUCUUCGAGAGUUUGGUUUUGAAGAAUUAUGGGCUCAUUGAUGUGAGACAAGAAGAAGCCUAUGGUGAUAUUCUAAUUUCACCAAUGCCCGCACUCUUGACUGCCAAAUUUGAGUGAAAAUGUUGGUUGUCUGCUAAACUUCCAAAUGAAGCAUUUUUGUUGGAAAACUUCAUGGAACUGUGAUGAAGAAACUGACGCUGUUCUCCUUAGUGAAACUAGAAGCUACAGCACAGCUUUUUUCUGCUGGCACACAGUGACUACUACGUAAAGCAAUUUCAGUGGUGGCCAUUCCAUGGGGGGAUAAUUAUUGUUCAUGACCUCGUCAUUGUAUAAAUUAAUUUUGUGGAUCCAGUGUAGCUCCACUAAGUUUAUUGUAAUUGACAUGCAUAGUCUUAUAUAUAUAUAUAUAUAUAUAUAUAUAUAUAUAUAUCAAUCAUUGUUGAGAUAAGCUAGUUCUGUUCAUUUUCUGUGCUGUAACUGGCCAAGCCAACCGAAUAAGGAACGUAUUUUGUAACUCUUGAUCUUUGAGUGUAGUCUCAAAGGAAAAAUCUUGAGGUAGUCUAGUCCUUCCUGUUUGCUUGCUCUUGGAAACUCAUCUGCAGGGAUUGCACUCUGUAGUGAUC